Molecule: messenger RNA, 1065 nt
Organism: Argentina anserina (silverweed cinquefoil)
Lineage: Eukaryota; Viridiplantae; Streptophyta; Magnoliopsida; Rosales; Rosaceae
Product: protein LEAD-SENSITIVE 1
Exons: 2
Coding region: 150-917 (255 amino acids)
Source: RefSeq, a predicted model, not a curated record
UAAACAAGGCGGAAAUAAAUAAAGGGUGGCAAAGAAAGCAAGCCUUACAAGCGAAGGAAGAUCAUAGCGUGGUUCUGCAGCCAUUGCAUGAAUGAUUGCUGGAGAUGAAUUGGGUGUUCUGAACUGAUUCCCGUUUGUAAUCCAACGCAAUGGGUUUGCUGUCAAACAAGAUCGACAGGGACCAACUCAAACCCGGCGAUCAUAUCUAUUCUUGGAGGAACAUCUACCUCUAUGCCCAUCACGGGAUAUAUGUUGGAGAGGGAAAGGUUAUCCACUUCACUCGGGCAGCUGGACGGGAAAUUGGCACAGGAACUGUGUUAGACCGUUUCAUUUUCAGCUCAUCUCCAUCCCACUCAUCAGAGAAUCCCUGCACAAGUUGUGAUGAAACAUCAGGGCGUGAUGGUGGUGUCAUGUCUUCUUGCCUAGAGUGUUUCUUAUCCGGUGGUGAUCUGUACCUCUUUGAAUAUGGUGUCAAUCCAGCCUUCUUUAUUGCCAAAGCCAGAGGAGGUACCUGUACCCUUGCCUCAUCUGAUCCAUCUGAAGACGUCCUUUACCGUGCCUUUUUCCUUCUCAAGAAUGGUUUUGGUAGCUACUGCCUCUUCAAAAACAAUUGUGAAGAUUUUGCAAUCUAUUGCAAAACAGGUUUGCUUGUGUUUACUAGUCUUAGUGUGGGAAGGAGUGGGCAGGCAGCUUCCAUUUUCUCUGCUGCAAGUGCUAUUGCUUGUUCACCAGCUCGAUAUUUGACUACUACUGUUAGUGGUUUGAGUGCUUUUGGUGCUGGAAUUUACUGUCUCCACCGAUUGGUUUGUGAUAUUGGAAUCCGCCGUGAUGUUUCCAAAGUGCCAGUUGAAAGACUAGUUGAUCGGGUUGGCUUGGUCGAGCCAGAGGUCGCAGCUGAGACGGUCAAGCAAGAGUAAAUUAUGUGCAAGUAGUAGCUUUGUGGCUUGUUAAAGAAUUCACAACGACACUGUUUAUUAAUUUAGUUUGUAUCAACAUUCUACUGGUGCUUGUACUUUGGUAUGUAUUUUCCUUUAUUUUAUUUUAUUUAUAUGAAAAUGAGUACUA